AUGGGGCGGUACGAUGCUGCAGAUACGAAUGUCGAUUCCAGUGACCUAGAGUGGGACGGUCAGCUGAAGGGGGCUCGCCUCCUCCUUGGGGGUAUUGGACUUUAUGUCUCUUUCUUCCUGACAGGACUUGAGAGCACAAUCGUCAGUACAUCGCUUGUCGCCAUCACUAAUGAUCUACGAGGGUUUGGUCGGAGCAGCUGGAUAAUCACUUCAUACCUUCUAACCUAUGCAGGAUUUCUUAUGAUCUGGUCCAGAGCGGGCGAAAUCUGGGGAGUGAAGCCCAUGUUGCUGGCAUCUCUGGCCAUCUUCACGGCGUUCUCCGGUGGCUGCGGUGGUUCUCGAAAUUUAAUCAUCUUUCGAGCAUUUCAGGGGAUCGGUGGAGCCGGUGUUUACAGUCUAGUCAUCUUCUCUUUGAUCCGAAUGGUGUCCAAGAAGCAUUAUGCCACUGUCACUGGGCUGUCCGGUGUGGUUUUCUCCCUCGGCCUAGUCCUAGGUCCCUUGUUCGGAGGGGCGAUUGCAGAACAUGGCAACUGGCGCUGGGUAUUUCUGCUAAAUGUCCCAGCCGGUGCCCUAUCCUGGGCCUUGAUUUUCAUUGCAUUGCCGACGGGAUUUCCAUACUCGGCCAGAUCUAGAGAUUCUGUGCUACCUUCAAAACUCUUGACCCGGCAGAGCGUAUUGCUUCGCCGGGUUGACGUUUUGGGGGCGUUCCUCGUGCUUGCAACAUCAGUAUUUCUGGUGGCUGCUUUGCAGGAAGGUAACUAUGACUUCGGUUGGGAUUCCAGUUCGGUGAUCAUCUUCUUCGUGCUCUCAGGUAUAUCACUACCUCUUUUCAUCCUGUGGCAGUGGUUCCUCAGCAGACGCAACUCUAACUGUCAGCCAAUCUUACCAUGGCGGUUACUUACCAACCGUGUGUUCAUGGGGACUGUACUGGGAUCCCUUACUACGGGUGUUAGUGUGACGGUUAGCAUUGUCGAAAUACCACAGCGAUUUCAGGUUGUUAACGGCAGCUCACCACUUGGAGCCGGGGUGAAGCUUCUUUCCUUUGCAGUCAGUGUCCCUGUCGGCAUGAUAAUCUGCUCCGUCCUCACCGGCCGCCUUCCACUGCCUUUUGUUUAUCUCGGAAUCGCUGGUGUCGCUAUGCAAGUCGUUGGGUUCUUUCUAUUCUCUGGAAUUCAUGCGGAAACCCACAUAUGGCCGGGUCAGUUCGGAUACCUUGUUCUAGCGGGGCUGGGCACCGGUCUUGGUGUUGCGGUGUUUUAUCUCAUGCUUCCACUGGUGGUGGCGGUUACGGACCAGUCCAUUGCGCUAGGAACAGGUUUCCAACUGCGCAUGCUAGGCGGUGCGCUUGGGAUUGCAGCAGGUACAGCCAUCUUACAUAGCCAUACUCAGAGUGGCCUCUCGUCGCUGUUACCCGCUGAUGAGGUGGAUGCACUCUCCGUAUCCACCCAAUUGAUAAACGCGUUGACACCUGAGCUUCAGAGUCGGGUACGAGAGGUGUACGCGGAAGCGUACAGUUUGCAGAUGAAGCUGAUCGGGGGUUUCUCAGCUGCCCAGUUCCUCGCCUUGGUGCUGGUGUGGAAGCGACAAAAUGUGCGAAUUGUCAAACGAUGA
Aspergillus tubingensis is the source of this 1611-nucleotide messenger RNA. Its product is annotated as MFS general substrate transporter. Gene Ontology annotation, molecular function: transmembrane transporter activity. Bases 1 to 1611 code for a protein of 536 amino acids. NCBI's taxonomy places the organism in Eukaryota, Fungi, Ascomycota, Eurotiomycetes, Eurotiales, Aspergillaceae. The transcript has 6 exons. Gene Ontology annotation, biological process: transmembrane transport. The record is from RefSeq and is a predicted model, not a curated record.